AUUGAUAGUUGCGAUCGCGAAAUCGCAACUUCCUGCCUGGAGGGACUGAAUUUAAUAUAUUCAAAAGUCAGUGUCAUACAUAUGGUUGAUUAAAUUAUUAUCACUUUAAGUAUGCGCUCUAUUUUCUAAUAUUUUCGCGUAUUCACCCAGCUGUCAGAAAGCCCUUUCUUGAGCCGAACAACGUUUGUGUCCCUCCGCAUGCAGCGCACUGCGUCAGUCACGCUCACGUGGGUCGACGGUGUUUUGAAGAAAUAACAAAUAGUAGAAAACAGAAUUAUCAUUGAGUCGACUGAAAGCCGUCCAUGGUGGAUAUAUGACUUUACUUCUAUGACCCAGAGUACACAGAGGAACUACCCUUGCAGAGAACGUCCCGCUGCCCGGCGGAGAGAGGGAAACUUUCGUUUGUUUGGGUCUCUCAACAUUCAACAUGAGAGGUCAUCUGACAGGCUCCGCUGCUCAGAAAAACGCAACAAGAGCGAAAGGUCAAGGAUUUCUGCCAGCCAGACAGCAAAGUUCCACAGGGAACCCAUCCAGCAGCAGCAGCGAGGAUGACGAGGACGUGAGCGCGGGGGACAGAGAAGGCUACAUCUGCGCUGUGUGUUUGGAUGUGUACUUCAGCCCUUACAUGUGUCAUCCAUGCAACCACAUCUUCUGUGAACCCUGUCUGAGGACACUGGCUAAGAACAGCCCCACAAACACCCCCUGCCCCCUCUGCAGAACAAUCAUCACACACGUCUUCUUCCAGAAGGAGCUUAACCAAACAGCGAGGACAUUCUUCCCAAAGGAAUACCUUUCUCGGAAACAAAAUUUCCAGAAAGCCAGUUGUGCAAAGUGGCCUCUGCCAAGCUGCAGAAAACUUUUCCGCAUCUUUGGAGGUUUCCAGAGACAGGCCAGUCCCAUCGCUCGCCGCCAGUUUCCCCAUGGAGGAAGCUACCGUAUGGAAGCUCUGGACUUUGACGACGACUCUCGAGGCUGGCACUUUGACAUGGACAUGGUCAUCAUCUACAUUUACUCAGUCAACUGGGUUAUUGGCUUCUUCAUAUUCUGCUUCCUUUGCUACCUCUUCUUCCCUUCUUUUUGACAAACAAAAUUACAACAAUACUGAUGGAGGCUGGAGACGCUGAGAGAUGAGUUUAAAGUGAGGAAUAAAAGAUGACGCAGAAGGCAGAAACAUGCACAUAUAGGGGGUUAAGGGGAAAACUGAGGUGUGGUGUAAUGAAAGACAAUGAGUGAAGUUCAAGGAGGUAGGUUGGUGUGGUGGAGGGAGAACAUCAGUGUGCCUGCUUGUUGUCUCUCAUUAAUAAAUGAUUGAAAUGGGGAAAUGGUGUGUAUAGGGGCAUGUUUGGGAAUCCAAUGUUCUCUGUUUUCUUGCUCCACUUGAUGCACAUGUAAUGUGGGUUGCACAACAUGUUCUCCUCCCGUGAAAGGCAGAGUUAACCUCCCAGAAUAUAACAUUUCAAAACAACAACAGGUUUGGCUUUUUCUCAGGAAAAUAAAGUUGAGUAAGCAAUGCUUUCACCAUAAUAUUAUGGCUGGCAAGCAAAGCAAAAGGGACAAAAACAAUGAAAAUUAGCACUUUUGGGUAGAUUUUUAAUUUUCGACAUAGAAGAUUUGCUCUUGGAUAUAGAUUGGAGAUCAUUAUUUUAUGGUUUCUCUAAUCUUUGUAUUCCAAUUGCUCACUGCAUAGCAUACCACUUCCAAAACUAUUUCAAUUGGCAGCUGAAAAACACCAUACAGUAUGUUAGGCUACAUAUUUUAUUUGUUUUACCCCAAGAAAGUGAAUAUUGUGUCUUUUUUUAAAGCAGCCCCAGGAGGGCAUUAAUGUAAAGCUGCUGUAUUUGAUAAAGUUUUGACUGAAAAGUUACAAAAAUACAAACAAUUGUAUAGUGGUUGAUUACAAGAAAUCAUGAGCUAGUGUGAAGUACGUUACUUAUUUUUUGACACAUUUCAAGUUUAUUCAUUUUGGAUACCAAGAGCUGCCAAAAGUCUUUGCUCUCAUUUCAACUAGUCUCAACAUUAUGUACAGUAUAUUGUGCACUCAAAGCACUUAUUGUUCUCAGUUUAGUAUAACUUCACAAUAAUGAUCAAGUGCAAGUGAUAAAAAGUGACAAGUUUACAGUGAGUAUCUUAAAACUUUAUGAAUUGAGGGCCCAGGUGUAGCUCAGUGGUUUAAUUACACGCCUCAUGUACCGAGGCAACAGUACUCAAAGCGGGGUUCAAAUCAAAACUGCAGUCCCUUGCUGAUAUCCCCCACUCUCACGUCCCAGUUUCUACUCCAUGCACUGUCCGAUUAUCUCAUAACAGCCAUAAAAGAAAAGAAAAAAAAACUCUAAAGUAUAUUUAAAAUUGUUUUCAAUCAUGUACAUGCAUUAUUGAACAAGCAACUCAUAAUUGACUCAUUGUUUACCUUGGUAAUAAAUUCAUAACAUUUUUAUGAUG
Notolabrus celidotus (New Zealand spotty) is the source of this 2439-nucleotide messenger RNA. Its product is annotated as E3 ubiquitin-protein ligase RNF180. The record is from RefSeq and is a predicted model, not a curated record. Gene Ontology annotation, biological process: norepinephrine metabolic process; protein polyubiquitination; serotonin metabolic process. Gene Ontology annotation, cellular component: endoplasmic reticulum membrane. The transcript is spliced from 5 exons. Lineage: Eukaryota; Metazoa; Chordata; Actinopteri; Labriformes; Labridae. The coding region runs from base 428 to 1081 and encodes 217 amino acids. Gene Ontology annotation, molecular function: ubiquitin conjugating enzyme binding; ubiquitin protein ligase activity.